AUGGGUUAUUUUUGCUAUUUUGUUUCCAUGCUUCGCGUCAGCAGUCCUGUCUUAAUUAUUUCAGUCCUGUGGCACAUCUUCUUCCAACCUCCCGGCAAAGAAUCCACCGCCUCCACAAUCUCCAUCCCUUCUGGAUCUUCAACAGCCUCCACACGAUCCACCGCAUCUACCAAGGCAUCGAAGAGCACGGCGAUCCCAAGCGCUACGACCGCCAAAGCAUCGACGUAUCCCCUGCCUCAGGCAGCUGAACGGCUGUUCGUGUGUGUCCUGGCCGACAGUGUUAUCGUGGUGCCAGAUGGUUUGUGUGACGUCUUGUUGCUCGUCUACAAGAGCAGAUUCCCUUUUGGGGGAUCUGCAAGACUGCCAGUUAUUGAAGACUUUAAGAAGACAAAUCCAGGAAGUUGCGUCAUCACGAAAUGCGGCAUUGACAUGAGAAUCCUGCAAUCGAAAGACCCUUCGCCCGCAAAGUUGAAGAGCGCGAAUGGAUCGCGGGAUCUUGCGUGGUUCGAGGGGAACAAUUUCCGCCACUAUGCGAAGCUUAACCUAGAAAUACAAUCUGGCAACAAUGACGAAGUAACAUCAUACAUUGAUUACUUCAAGGCACUCCGUGAAGAACAAAACAAGAUGAACUUAAAAGGUGUUCACAUUAUCGGUGUGUCCCCUCUCAUUUCCAGCAAGAGUGACACACUUGACGACGAUAUGAGAUCCCAACUACAGCGCUAUGUUGCAGAAAUCCGGCCAUAUGCCCUCCUCAUCAGAACUACGCAGUUGGAAAAGAUUCCGAUUUUCAACUUUAAAUGUCACCUUAACGGACCAUCAUUAUGGACACACCUAGAAAAUGUGAAGCACCAAGUAUCUUUCGUUCAGUCGCUAGACUUUGUCAACACCGUCCAGCUUCCAUCCGAUCUGCGGAUAUUACUGUCGUUCAGUUGUGGCGGCUACAAGACAUACUACAAAAGCCUACGCCAGUAUGAUCUAAAUAACCCAGAUAUCGAUAGUCUCCGCCGUGAAGAGUGUACGCGUUCCUUCCUCGCGGCGAAGAAUCUCCGAUGGGAUAGCAGGACUUGCCACCGACCGAUGCUACUGGAGACGGACAGCAUGACGAAUUAUAUUCUGACUCGAACCCUGCGAAAUGAUUUCGUAGACAUGUUCGACACCAACGUGACGUACAAGAUGAAGAUCUGCAACGCCCAGAAGAUAUACAACUUUCGAGGCGGCUACGUCUUGUUCGACUUCGAUCAAAUAGACACCGGAAACAAGUGCGGGGAUACCAACUUCACGCAGGGCUUCGCGGACGCGCACUACAUAAAGACUUACAUGAAGACCUCAUUCACACAUUGUUAGAUUGAAUGUGCAGAUGUGUUGUACUUUGUCGCAAUCUCACCGCAUUUGAGAUUGCUUGAGCUUUUCUGUAGCGCGUUCAUUGUAAUUGUCCUGUUGCUUCGUGUGAGAAAAUCAUUGUUUUCAUGCUGG
Molecule: messenger RNA, 1473 nt
Organism: Ornithodoros turicata
Lineage: Eukaryota; Metazoa; Arthropoda; Arachnida; Ixodida; Argasidae
Exons: 8
Coding region: 1-1344 (447 amino acids)
Source: RefSeq, a predicted model, not a curated record